Messenger RNA from Gloeophyllum trabeum ATCC 11539, 1287 nucleotides. RefSeq lists its product as uncharacterized. Bases 1 to 1287 code for a protein of 428 amino acids. The transcript has 5 exons. The record is from RefSeq and is a predicted model, not a curated record. Lineage: Eukaryota; Fungi; Basidiomycota; Agaricomycetes; Gloeophyllales; Gloeophyllaceae.
AUGACUAACUCACCGUCGGGACCCUGGGUGCCCACCACUGCGAACCUUGUUCCGCCUAACGUAUUGAUGCCCUCACUCGCUCGAAAUGCUCCCGCACCUCCCCUGCAUUCUCCAACGCCGGUCGCAGGCGCCCAUCUAAGCGAUUCAAAAGCCACCGAACAGGCUAUCCUGGGCCUGUUUGGAUUUGGCAGCAUCGAAGAGUGCCGAGAGUUUAUGGAAGCAAACAAGGCAUCUAAAGGCGGUCGCAGGCGCAAAGGAGCUCCAUAUGAGCAGGACCGAAAGCUAAUAGCCUCAGUACAUUAUCAUGCGCUGUUGCUCCUCGGAUGCGAUCCUAACGACAAGUCAUACACCGUGCCCGAGCCUCUCCCACUGUGUGCUCCAGUCCGCACAGACGCAGGCGGUGUACGGCUCUAUAACCCGGUAUGGGCGAUGGGACCCACUUCGCCUCGCAACCGUGAGUACAUCGAUGCGGUAGUGAGCAGCAUUGAAGAGAGCGAGAAGGCGCGACCAACUCUUGGUCAAGACAUUAGCAAAGCGGCCAUUCGGGAUCAAGUCAGAACGUUCUUUGCUCAGCUCCGUAGACGUUACCAGAGUCAAGUUGACCCCGCUGCCAAGAAAAAACAAGAAGCUAAGAAUGAUGAUACUCGCUCACGGCAAAGGCGCAAACACAACGCUGAUGCACACCGAGACCUUUUUGACGAGUUCAAGGAGAAGUAUAAAGAGCAAGCGGAAGGCAUUGAAAAACUCAUCAUGACUGACUGGGGCUCUUCGGAGUGUAGCGACGAGGGUAAUUGGCCCACAAAGGCUGAGGCAGUUGCAUACCGGCGGUUGAAAGGUGGAGGAGAUAAUGCCUGGGAGGUCAGGCGUAAGGAGUGGCGGUCGGAAAAGUAUAACCGCAUCAUAGGGGCAUUCCGCAAACUGAGGCGACAGAAGGAUGAGAAAGAUCAGGAAGCUGCACGUACCUCUGGUAAGAAAAAAGACCGGCUCGGACGAGCGAAGAUCCCACGCGUCCUCGGCGCUGAUAUCAACGCCAACCAUGGUCCUCCUCGUACUGGACCACGAAUGCCGGUGCCUUACGAGUGGUCUGUGAGCCGUGAAUGGGCAAAGAGUUGGGCUGUACGUACCGGUAAUGCUGAGCUAUCAGUUCGCACUGGGGAGCAUCUCCCUGUCUUCGACCUUGAUAUCCCCGAUGAGGACAUUGACCCAGAAUAUCUCGACUGGAUCACUAAGGAUCUGGGUAAUGUGCCGGUUGAUAGCGAGUCGAACGAGAGGGAAGAAACCAGUUAA